Messenger RNA from Trichoderma citrinoviride, 1700 nucleotides. RefSeq lists its product as hypothetical. Gene Ontology annotation, molecular function: zinc ion binding; DNA-binding transcription factor activity, RNA polymerase II-specific; DNA binding. Gene Ontology annotation, biological process: regulation of DNA-templated transcription; DNA-templated transcription. The record is from RefSeq and is a predicted model, not a curated record. The transcript is spliced from 7 exons. Lineage: Eukaryota; Fungi; Ascomycota; Sordariomycetes; Hypocreales; Hypocreaceae. The annotation marks the transcript as partial.
CCGGAUGUCUUCGAGCCGCCAACCACAGCCAAGGCGCAGCUCUGGUCGCACGCAGUUAGCCUGCGAGCCUUGCCGCAAGAGGAAAUCAAAGUGCGACGGCGAGAAGCCCGUCUGCGGCUCCUGUCAGUCCCACGAGCUGGCCUGCCACUAUGAGCCAGUUCGACCUACACGCAGGCAAAAAUACUGGGACCGUGACUAUGUCCAGGCCCUCGAGGACCAAGUCCGGCUGCUGUCCGCCUCCCUCCAGCAGCAGCAGCAGCAGCAGCAGCAGUCCAAAGACCCCCCCUCCGCCUCCGCCUCGGCUUCUCCAACAAGCCAACCGUCGCCGGGGGCAUCAUCCUCCGAAGCAGCAAGCAAACAGCAACAGCCGCCGCCAGUGCAGCUCCCGUACGGCCCAAGGAUGCUCUCGGCCCUGCACGACUUCGGCUCCGUCAAGUGGGCCGACAUCACCGGCCGGGACGGCCUCCCGAUCCUCGCCGGCCCGGGCCGCUUCUCCUUCUUCUCCACCACCCUGCUGCCGACCUUUGAAGACGACGGCUCGUCGCCAUCAUCAUCGUCAUCACGCCGCCGCCGCCGCCCCUCGCCGGCUUCCAAGGCCAUCAACGUCCCCUCGACGGAGACGUUCCUCCUCGACAUCGCGUCCGACCUGCGCCUGAAGCAGCACCUCAAGGCGCACUUCCUCGCGCACAUCAACCCCUACUACAAGUUCGUCGACCCCGUCUGGCUCAACUUCUCGGACCUGUUCCCGCACAACGACACGGCGCUGCAGCUGCUCUACAGCGCGCUCUUCGCCGCCGCCGCGUACUCUUCGCCCGUGGCCGCGAGGGAGGUCGCCGAGGCCUUCAUGGCGUAUGCGGAGAGCCUCGUGCAGCACUGUUACCUGGAGCACCUGUGCUUGCCCGUGUUGCAGGCGCUCAUCAUCAUUGCGUGGUAUAAGCACAUGCAGCUGGAUGCGGCCAAGGGGCAUCUCUAUCACUACAUGGCCAUUGGGCUGUCCAACCAUCUGGAAAUCAGGGACACGCCGCAGCAUGAGCGGACCGUCGACGACGUUGCCACCAUCAGGACCUUUUGGUCUCUAUUCUUCCUCGACCGAGUCGCCACCCCAAAGCUAGGCGUUCCAACAGGCAUCCCAUGGGAGCCUGAGAACAUCACGCCUUACAUCGACACAGUCUCCCCGGAAAUGGUCGACGUAGAAGCCCUCUCCUUUGACCACCACUGCCGGCUCUACCAAAUCCAGCAGCGUUACAUCGACGUACGCCCCCAACUUCCACCACCUCCCCGCCCCGGAGAAGCAAGCCGUCUACGCCAGGGCAAACAACGCCAUGCUGUCCUUCCGCAAGCAAAUCGACCGCCGCCUCUACAUCAGCCGCAGCGCGAAGCCGCACCGCGUCCAGGUCGUCUUCUGGAUCACCUACCACUCCAUCCUCAUCAACCUCUACCGUCCGGCGCUCAACCCCGCGGACCCGAGCAUGGCGCACAACAUCCCCAACGCGCUGCGCUCGGCCACGGCGUCGGCGAUGGCGAUUACGAGGCUCCUCAAGGGCCUGCAGGCGUCGUCGUCGAUGUCGUCGGGCAGCUUUUGGGCUUGCUUUCGGGUGCUGGGGGAGCUGAGCGGGGUGUGGAAGGAGUUGUCCGAGGGGGCGAUGCCGUUUGUGCUCAUGGCGACGAGGGGAUGGGGGUUUCAGGAGGAGGCCAUGGGC